Insectozyma verbasci is the source of this 1425-nucleotide messenger RNA. The record is from the annotation of a GenBank genome assembly. NCBI's taxonomy places the organism in Eukaryota, Fungi, Ascomycota, Pichiomycetes, Serinales, Debaryomycetaceae.
AUGUUAAGGGCACAUUCACAUAGAAUAAGAAUAUCACCUAUCAUAAAUAAACUUUUUACAAGAUGUUAUGCUACAAGUUUACCUGAAACAUCAAAAGAUAUUCAUCAACCGAAUUUAAAUCCAUUAGGUAGAAAACCAACAAAAGAAAGUAGCCACGGUAAUAUUUUCCAACCAUCAACUUUCACUGAAAUAUUAGAUGUUACAAAUAUGAAUUGGGAUCGAUCAGAUGCUCCAGAAAAAGUUGAAAAACAAAAUACAAAAGUUAGACAUUUUACAAUAAAUUUUGGUCCACAACAUCCAGCAGCUCAUGGAGUUUUAAGAUUAAUUUUAGAAUUACAUGGUGAAGAAAUUGUUCGUAGUGAUCCUCAUGUUGGUUUGUUACAUAGAGGUACAGAAAAAUUGAUUGAAACAAAAACUUAUAUUCAAGCAUUACCAUAUUUUGAUAGAUUAGAUUAUGUUUCAAUGAUGACAAAUGAACAAGUAUUUGCUUUAGCAGUUGAAAAAUUAUUAAAUGUUGAAGUUCCAAUAAGAGCAAAAUAUAUUCGUACAUUAUUUGGAGAAAUUACAAGAAUAUUAAAUCAUUGUAUGUCUGUUUUAACUCAUAUUAUGGAUGUUGGUGGUUUAACACCAUUUUUAUGGGGUUUUGAAGAACGUGAAAAAUUAAUGGAAUUUUAUGAAAGAGUUUCUGGUGCAAGAUUACAUUCAGCAUAUGUUAGACCUGGUGGAGUUGCACAAGAUUUACCUGCUGGUUUAUUAGAUGAUAUUUAUAUGUGGGCUACACAAUUUGGUGAUAGAAUUGAUGAAGUUGAAGAGUUAUGUACUGAUAAUAGAAUUUGGAAAGAAAGAACAAUUGGGGUUGGAUUUGUAAGUGCUGAAGAUGCUUUAAAUUAUUCAUUAUCAGGAGUAAUGUUGAGAGGUUCAGGAGUUCCGUUUGAUGUUAGAAAAUCUCAACCUUAUGAUGCUUAUGAUUUAGUUGAUUUUGAUGUUGCUGUUGGUUUAUAUGGUGAUUGUUAUGAUAGAUAUUUAAUAAGAAUGGCUGAAUUUAGACAAUCUUUAAGAAUAAUUUUUCAAUGUAUUAAUGAUAUGCCACAAGGACCUGUUAAAGUUGAAGAUUUUAAAAUUUCACCACCAUCAAGAGCAUUAAUGAAAGAAGAUAUGGAAGCUUUAAUUCACCAUUUCUUAUUAUUUACAAAAGGUUAUUCUGUUCCGCCAGGUGAAACAUAUACUGCAAUUGAAGCACCAAAGGGGGAAAUGGGUGUUUAUGUUGUAAGUGAUGGUAGUGAAAGACCAUAUAGAUGUAAAAUUAGAGCCCCUGGUUUUGCUCAUUUAGGUGCUUUUGAUCAUAUAUCAAGAGGUAAUUUAUUAGCUGAUGCCGUUGCUAUAAUUGGUACUAUGGAUUUAGUUUUCGGUGAAGUUGAUAGAUAG